Schistocerca serialis cubense is the source of this 3285-nucleotide messenger RNA. Its product is annotated as lactase/phlorizin hydrolase-like. Gene Ontology annotation, biological process: carbohydrate metabolic process. Gene Ontology annotation, molecular function: beta-glucosidase activity. Bases 1 to 3285 code for a protein of 1094 amino acids. The record is from RefSeq and is a predicted model, not a curated record. The transcript has 24 exons. NCBI's taxonomy places the organism in Eukaryota, Metazoa, Arthropoda, Insecta, Orthoptera, Acrididae.
AUGGCGGCAAGUGUGACAUUAUACCUGGAGAUACUGGGAGUCGCCUGUCUGUUGGCGACCGCUCGCGCCAGGGAGGUCAAUCAGUUUCCAGAGGGCUUUCUGCUGGGUGCUGCCACAUCCUCUUACCAGAUCGAGGGCGCCUGGAACAAGGAUGGCAAAGGAGAGAGCAUUUGGGACCACAUGCUGCAUGAGCAUCCGGAGUACGGCAACAACGGGGACAAUGGAGAUGUGGCCUGUGACUCGUACCACAAAUAUGCCGAGGAUGUGCAGGCGCUCAAGGAACUGGGGGCCAAAGGAUACCGCUUCUCCAUCUCUUGGCCACGUAUACUGCCCAACGGGGACCUGGACGUGAUCAACCAGGCUGGAAUCGACUACUACAACAACCUCAUUAACCUGUUACUGGAGAACGACAUCCAGCCAGUGGUGACGAUGUACCAUUGGGACCUGCCGCAAGCCUUGCAGUACAUAGGGGGUUGGCCCAACCCCAUCCUAGCGGACUACUUCCUCGAGUACGCCAGGGUACUCUUUGACAACUUCGGCGACAGGGUAAAAUGGUGGACAACAUUCAACGAGCCAAUCACGUUCGUACGCGGCUACGCAACAAGCGGAGGCCAGGCUCCGUCGCAGAAGGCUCGCGGCAUCGGCAACUAUUUGGCUACACACACAGUCAUCAGAGCCCACGCAAAAGUCUACCGCCUCUACGACGAGCAGUACCUCUCUACGCAGAAUGGUGAGUUGACCUUCUUCAUGACAACUUUUGAAAAUUAUCCUUGGGCCUGUUCACGAACCCUAUCUUCGUGGAUGGCGACUACCCUGCUGUGGUGCGACAACGUGUGGACAACAACAGCAGGGCCGAAGGUCGACCCAGGUCUCGUCUCCCCAGCUUCACAGAGGAGGAGAUCUGCGGACUUCCUUGCAUUUAACUCGUACACAACUAUGCUUGUGAGGUCUGCUGAAUUUGGUCUGUCGCCCUCGUGGGGUCGGGAUACGGGAACCUACAGGUGGUACAACCUCUCGUGGCCCGCCAGCGGGGCCACGUGGCUACGGCAAUACAUGGCUGAAAUGCUGAAAGCUAUUAACGAGGAUGGAGCCAACGUAAUUGGAUAUACGGCGUGGAGCCUUCUAGACAAUUUAGAGUGGAAUUCUGGUUACAAAGUGAAAUUCGGUAUCUACCACGUGGAUUUCAACAGUACUGAAAGAACAAGAACACCCAAGGCUUCAGCGAGCUUCCUUGCUGGCAUCUACAGGAACAUGAGCGGUCAAGCUCCGUCGCAGAAAGCUCCGGGCAUCGGCGACUACCUGGCAGCGCACACCGUCAUUAGGGCGCACGCCAUGGCCUAUCGCCUCUACGACGAGCAGUAUCGCUCCACGCAGAACGGUUCUUCUGAUUUCUUUGGACUGAAUUCAUACACAACAAGUCUCGUGAAGUCUGCAGUCGUGGGUGGCCCACCAUCAUUGGAGAGCGACAGUGGUGUUCAGCGAAUAAUCAACUUCACUUGGCCUGGCAGCAUCUUAAUAUGGCUCAGGCAAUACUUGGAAGAAUUACUGAAAGCUAUCAAUGAAGAUAGGGCCAAUGUAAUUGGAUAUACAACUUGGAGCCUUCUCGACAACUUGGAGUGGAAUUCUGGUUUCAGAACUAGUCUUUUUGUUGAACCUGUGGUUUACUCAUAUGGAUUGUACAUUGCUCUAUUCCAUUAUGUGAAUGUAUUGUUUGCAUAUGCUAUUCUGAUGAAACAUGGAUACCUGUGUGAUAUAUUUGUAAUUGUUGUGUUGUUGAUUGCAGCUGCAGCUUUGAGCAUGGCGGCACAUGUGACAUUAUACCUGGAGAUACUGGGAGUCGCCUGUCUAUUGGCGACCGCUCGCGCCAGAGAGGUCAACCAGUUCCCAGACGGCUUUCUGCUGGGUGCUGCCACAUCCUCCUACCAGAUCGAGGGCGCAUGGAACGAGGAUGGCAAAGGCGAGAGCAUCUGGGACCACAUGCUGCAUGAGCAUCCAGAGUACGGCAACAACGGGGACAAUGGGGACGUGGCCUGUGACUCGUACCACAAGUAUGCCGAGGAUGUGCAGGCGCUCAAGGACCUGGCGGCCAAAGCAUACCGCUUCUCCAUCUCUUGGCCCCGUAUACUGCCCAACGGGGACCUGGACGUGAUCAACCAGGCUGGAAUCGACUACUACAACAACCUCAUUAACCUGUUACUGGAGAACGACAUCCAGCCAGUGGUGACAAUGUACCAUUGGGACCUGCCGCAAGCCUUGCAGUACAUAGGGGGUUGGCCCAACCCCAUCCUAGCGGACUACUUCCUCGAGUACGCCAGGGUGCUCUUUGACAACUUCGGCGACAGGGUAAAAUGGUGGACAACAUUCAACGAGCCAAUCACGUUCGUACGCGGCUACUCAACAAGCGGAGGCCAGGCUCCGUCGCAGAAAGCUCGCGGAAUCGGCAACUAUUUGGCUACACACACCGUCAUCAGAGCCCACGCAAAAGUCUACCGCCUCUACGACGAGCAGUACCGCUCCACGCAGAAUGGCAGAAUCGGCAUCACGGUGAGCACCAACUGGUACGAACCUUACAACGAUGAGGAGGAAAACCUGGCUGCCCAGGAGCGUAUUUUGCAGUUUGAGUUGGGUCUGUUCGCGAACCCUAUCUUCGUGGACGGCGACUACCCGGCCGUGGUGCGAGAACGUGUGGACAACAACAGCAGAGCCGAGGGUCGACCCAGGUCUCGGCUGCCCAGCUUCACAGACGAGGAGAAAAGGAUGAUCAACGGAUCUGCGGACUUCCUUGCUUUGAACUCAUACACAACUAUGGUUGUGAGGUCUGCAGAAUUUGGUUUCUCGCCCUCAUGGGGUCGUGACACGGGAACCUACAGGUCGUACAACCUCUCGUGGCCCGCCAGCGGAGCCACUUGGCUACGGGUUGUGCCGUGGGGUUUCCGAAAAGUUAUAAACUGGGUGUCAACGAGGUACCCGAACUAUCCAAUCUAUAUCACGGAGAAUGGCUACAUUGAUUCGGGAGAAAUGGACGAUCAAGGACGCAUCAGCUAUUAUGGCCAAUACAUGGCUGAAAUGCUGAAAGCUAUUAACCAAGAUGGAGCCAACGUAAUUGGAUACACAGCGUGGAGCCUUCUGGACAAUUUAGAGUGGAACUCUGGUUACGAAGUGAAAUUUGGUAUCUACCACGUGGAUUUCAACACUACUGAAAGGACAAGAACACCCAAGGCAUCUGCGAGCUUCCUUGCUGGCAUCUACAGAAACAUGAGUGUACCAGAAGAAUAUUUCACAUAA